Messenger RNA from Myripristis murdjan (pinecone soldierfish), 3509 nucleotides. Its product is annotated as tyrosine-protein phosphatase non-receptor type 7-like. Gene Ontology annotation, cellular component: cell junction; plasma membrane; cytosol. Gene Ontology annotation, biological process: signal transduction; protein dephosphorylation. Gene Ontology annotation, molecular function: protein kinase binding; protein tyrosine phosphatase activity. The transcript has 11 exons. The record is from RefSeq and is a predicted model, not a curated record. Bases 409 to 1725 code for a protein of 438 amino acids. Lineage: Eukaryota; Metazoa; Chordata; Actinopteri; Holocentriformes; Holocentridae.
CAGUCAUCGAUUUCGUUCGGCUGCUCGCACAUUAGAGACACGGAGGAGCUACUUUCUAUUUCACAUGGUGCUCAGUCAGUCAGUCAGUCAGUCAGUCAGUCAGUCAGCCAGUCAGUCAGCCAGUCAGUCAGCCAGCCAGUCAGUGGGUUUGUUAGAUAGUUCAGGAAUUAUUUAGCUAAUCAGUCAGUCAGUCAGUCAGUCAGUCAGUCAGUCAGUGUUGUGGUGUUGAGGGCAGCAGCAGCUGUGUGGAGGGAAGCCUGUAGCUGAGCAGGAAAAGCAGCGUGGAGGAAACACCGCAGAGACGUGAUGGUGUGAAACGGCUCCGGCAGCGUCUGCUGUGACCACCCACUAAGGCCCCGACUCACACACACACACACACACACACACACACACACACACACACACACCAUGAGUGCCCCAGCAGCUGAGGACCCAGCUACCCCCCCACCCAUGACCACACCCCCCCGCAAAGCCUCUGUCCGCCUGCAGGAGAGGCGGGGCUCUAACUUGUCGCUGCUAUUGGAUGUGAGCAACUUGGGGGCGGAGUCACUGUGCUCUGUCUCCACCCCCAAGGAGGUGUGGCUUCAGCUGCUGCACACCUCGUCCCGACCGCUCACACACACGCUGCUGCAGGAGGCCGCCAAGGACACACACACACUGAAUGUAGAGUACCAGAAGAUCCCUCCCAACUUUGUGAGCGCUGCAGAGCUCGACGUGCCGGGACACACCGUGAAGGACCGAUACAAGACCAUCCUGCCCAACCCGGACAGCCGGGUCGUCCUGAGGAGCCCGGAGGAAGAGCCGGGGCCGGACCGCUACAUCAACGCCAACUACAUCCGGGGCUACAGAGGAGCUGCCGGGGCCUACAUCGCCACCCAGGGCCCCAUGGUGCACACUGUCGGCGACUUCUGGGACAUGGUGUGGCAGGAGAGGAGCUGCAUCAUCGUCAUGGUGACCAGACUCAAGGAGAACAACGAGAAAUGUGAACUGUACUGGCCGGAGCCGAGGGCGAGGAGGAAGGUGAAGGAGGAGGAAGAGGAGGAGGAGGAAAAGGAGGAGGACGAGGAGGAGCAGAGGGAGGAAGUGGAGGAGGAAGGAGGAGAGACGGGGAGAUUCGGCAGAUUCCUCCUCAGAGUGAAAGACACCAGAGAAGAAGAGGAUUUCACCAUCACUGACUUGGAGAUCCAGCUGUCCUCCGAGCGUCGUGCAGUCAGACACUACUGGUUCACCUCCUGGCCUGACCACAACAUCCCACAAUGCACCGCUCCUCUGCUGAGGCUGGUGGAGGAGGUGGAGGCUUACAGGAAGUCCCUCCUCCCGCCGCCCGGCCCCCGGCCAAUCACAGAGCCCGCGCUCGGCCCGGUCGUCGUGCACUGCAGUGCAGGUAUAGGGAGGACGGGCUGUUUCAUAGCGAGCAGCAUCGGCUGUCAGCAGCUCAGAGAGACGGGUCAGGCCGACGUGCUGGAGACCGUCUGCCAGCUCCGACUGGACAGAGGAGGGAUGAUCCAAACCACGGAGCAGUACCAGUUCCUGUACACCACGCUGGCCCAGUACAGCUGCCAGCUGCAGAACCAGAACCACAACCAGAACCAGCCCGGAACACAGUUACAGAACCUGGGUGACACCCGGAACCAGCAGAACCCGAAAGAGCCAGCGAGCCCGGUCCAACUCAGCUCUCAGCUACAGAACCUACAGCUAGACAACCAGCAGGGCCUGAGGAACUGAUACCGCACAGAACCUGGAGAACCAUCUGCGACAUCUGCAGGGGCCAGGAACGUACAGCACAGAACCCAGGAGAACUCAGAACCGAAAGAAAACAUGAUAACGAUUAACAGUAGAAACAGAAAGAUGUAGCCAAGUGAACUAAGAGAACAAAAAGUCACGGAACCCAAAGAACUGAUUCCAAAUACAGUGAAAAAUGUAGACACAAUUAAAGAAGUGGAGAACCAACAGUGUCUACAGUGUCAUGAUCAGACACAAAACCUAAAAGAACUAGAUCGUUCGGUCUGGGUCAACUACAGAACCCAAUGAAGUGAUUCUGUAAAGAGCCAGGAGAACAAAGAGCAUCUGGAGGGCAAGAGAACAGAGAACUUGUGAUAAGGAUAGCCAAGAGCCAAACAUAUGAAGCAGAACCAGGAGAACCCAUUCUAAACGUGAGUUACAGAAUGCAGAGAGUGAUAGGUACCUAUGGAGAACAGUCUAUAGUGUGAGCCAAAUGAUCUAUAGAACAUAAACAGCUGAUGAUGGACUGAGCCAGCAGAACCAACAACAUGUUGAGAGCCAGGAUUGAACCACAGAACCUGGGAGAACAGAGCGAACUAACAGAACCAGGAAGAGACAAACUAAAGAACCAAGAAAUGCAGCACAAUGAGGAACUAGUGCAGAAUGUAAUUUAGAGAUACAAAAAUCUGGAGAACCAACUGCCUCCUCAGAGUCAAGAAUCCACCGAGACCCGAGUGGAAUCAAGAACCAAGAAGGAGAAUCGGGUAAUGAGUCAGUUCAGCUUGCAGCCAUGUAACCCACAGAAGAACUGAUACCAUGCAGAACCAAGAGAACUAACAUCAUGUGAAGAGCAUGGAACCAGCAGAACCCAAACGGGAAGCAAAAUAUGGAACCUACAACUGGAUGAAGCACAGAAGAAUGCAGCAAAGUUGAAGAACUGUUUAACCAAAAAUCUAGAGAACCAACAGCAGCGGAACAUGAGGAACUGAUACCACACACGCCCUGGAGCGCCAAGUCUCCGUAGAGCCAGCAACAAGCGGAGAACCCAGAAGAACCAGGUAGCUUUGUCUAAUUCAGCUACAGAACCCAGUGGACAAAAUCUGGAGAACUUUUGACCUCUGUCGAAUAAGGAUCAGGGAGAGAACGAGCUUCGUCCAGCUCAGCUCACAGCUGCAGAACCGACACAACUUGAAGAAGUGUUACAGAACCAAGAGCCUCUGGAAAACUGAGGAUACACACUAUAGUGAUCCUGGGGGAACCGAGAACGAACUGAUCUCAGGGAACCCGGACAGACAGCCAGGUCAGCGACACAACUGACAGCUGAACACAAAGAACCAGAAACUCUCACAAAUUCCAACUCAAUCAAACUCUGCUGUGUUCCCUCCUUGUUGCGGUUCCUUUGUUCAGGUGUGGAACCGGGUUGGACCAAAACAACCAGGCCAAAACCCGCUGAGGAGGACGUCUGUCUCGGUUACAAACAAACUCUGACGCGAUUCGUUUGAACGUGAACCAAAAUCCGACCUGACUGCAGGAACCAUCAUGUGUUUUGGACUUAAGCAACUCCCAUAGCUCAGGUGAGCGUUAUGGACAACAGAACAACAGAGGAACACAGUGAGGCAAAGCUUGACGAGGAAACAUGUUGGUACAUGGCCCAAAGGUACGACAGCAUAUCAGCGCUGCUGUAGGGACAAAAAAAGGUCGGGGUGAUAUUCCAAGACAAAAAACUCUAACCCUAACCCUAACCCUGACAAAAACUGUGAAAACUAGCUGUUCUCCUCCUGUGGGAU